AGAAUCUAAAUAUAAACCACUAUUGUUGAUUAAUCCAUUAUACUUAAUCGUAUCAAGUUAAGCUUAAACAAUUAAAAUAAUGGAAUUUAAGAUGCUUUUUAUAUCUUCCAAUCACUUUCUACCCCAUUCUUGAUUAUCAUAUUAAUCAGUCAACUGUUCCAACUGACAUGCACAACAUGCUUGGUUAUGUUUUGCUAUAUUAUUUGGUAUGCAAUAUAGACUAUGUACUUUGUGAGGACGCAUGUGCAGCUUUAAGCAUACAAAAUGGCAUUGUUGAAGUAACACUUGGGUAUACAUUGGGUAGUGUUGCUACAUUUACAUGUAACAACGGCUACUACAUAAUUGGACCAGCAUCUAAAACAUGUAAACUUAAUAAAAAUGGAAGACCCAUAUGGCUUCCUGGAAGAAUCCCAGUAUGCUGGGAGGAAGGUAUCAUAGAGCACUGUCCAUUACUGCCUCCACUACCAGACCACCUCAGUAUAACAACAGAGUCAUAUCAUGAAAAUGGUAUUUACAAGCCAAAGGAUCAUGUUUGGUUUUCAUGUGAUGAUGGUUACUUCCUAAGUGGCACAACAUACAUGAAAUGUAAGAGCAGUUUAAGGUGGAAAAAUAGUGUGCCAACAUGUACAGAAAUCACUUGCCCAGAUAUCUCCCCACUACCAGACAGAUUGUUCAUCACAGAAGGGGUCUCAAUUAACAAUAGCUGGGGCAAUCAGGUCUCUUUUAAAUGUGCAGCAGGGUAUUAUAUAAAUGGGCAUGCCACAAUAACAUGUAUAGAUGGCACUGAUCCUACAAUGGCUGUAGGACGUUGGAGUGACCCUCUGCCAACAUGCGAAGCUAUAAACUGUUCUAUCCUGGGUGAUUGCAAUGGCCAUGGUACUUGUAUAGGACCCAAUGUGUGCCAGUGCCAGAGUGGAUGGCAGGGAGAUGACUGUAGUCAAGCUGAAUCAUGUGAUGUACUUCCAUAUAUUCAAAAUGGCUAUAUAACAUACUCCUACUGGGUCUUGGGUGUGGGAAUAACUGCAACAUAUGCAUGCUAUUCUCCCUAUCAUCUAAAUGACCCAAGCCUAUCCAUGCGUGAAUGUACAAAUAAUGGAAAUAAUCUUAUAUGGGAUGGCAAAGCCCCAGAGUGUGUAGCACUCAAAGCAUGUAGCACAUUACCAUUCAUUCCUAAUGGUAACAUUAAAUACUCGGAUGACAGAAAAGUCCCUGGAAGUGAAGCACAUUAUACAUGUAGACCUCCAUAUGUGAUAAGUGAUCCAUCUAAAACCAUGAGGAGAUGCACUGAGGAAUUAGUUUGGGAUGGAACAACACCUGAAUGUAAAAUAUCUGUUUCCAAUACCUGCUGCUGUCCGAAGCUGCCCUCGUGUCUCCAUGGUUACGUUAAUGUGACAGGCUAUGAGGUGGGUGACACUGCCAAAUAUGGUUGUUACCAAGGUUUCAUACCAGAUGGUGUCAGGGAAUGCAUGCCUGGUCUACAGUGGUCUGGGUCACAUACUUGUUGUAAGCAAGACAUAAGCUGUGAUGUGACUCUGAAAGAAUAUUAUUUUCCCGAUCUGACAAACUGCACCCAGUAUUACCAUUGCAGCGUAGAAGGAGUGGCUGAACUUAAGGUCU
Messenger RNA from Owenia fusiformis, 1617 nucleotides. The record is from the annotation of a GenBank genome assembly. NCBI's taxonomy places the organism in Eukaryota, Metazoa, Annelida, Polychaeta, Sabellida, Oweniidae.